This is a messenger RNA of Notolabrus celidotus (New Zealand spotty), 1396 nucleotides long. RefSeq lists its product as uncharacterized. The record is from RefSeq and is a predicted model, not a curated record. Bases 40 to 1101 code for a protein of 353 amino acids. Lineage: Eukaryota; Metazoa; Chordata; Actinopteri; Labriformes; Labridae. The transcript is spliced from 7 exons.
ACGGAAGAAACGCAGCAUUCAACCAUCAGAGCGCCCAACAUGAGAGUCAGACACACUUUAAUCUGCUUCUUCUUCCUCUCUCUGAGGGAGGAAAGCACAGCUAUCUUUAAUGAAGAUAUCGGUGUUCGUACAGGAACUGAAGGAGGAAACAUCACAGUUGCAUGCACCUUCAGUUUAUCUGGAAAAAGGAAGAUCUUCUGCAGGGAUGACUGUGACAAAGGGAACAUCCUUGUUGAAACAACUGGUGUCAGUAAUCAGAGUGGGAGAUACAGCAUUGAAUAUAAUGAAGGAACUUUUCUAUCAACUUCUACACUUCUCUAUGUGAGCAUCACAAAUCUGACAAAGUCUGACUCUGGACGGUACAGCUGUAAGUUGGACAGAAGUUUGCCUCCAGAUUCAAGUGAGACGUUUGAGCUCAGAGUCAAAGACGCUCCAAAGACUACUAAACCAAACAGGACUCUCCAACCUUUUUCAGCAUCAACCUCCUCAACCACAACACGGACAUCAACGGAGACUCUGAACUCCACUUCAGGAAGCACCACACCUUCAUCAGCCUCUCAAGAAAUUACCGAUAAAUCAGAUCAGGAAACAAGUAUAUUUCCAAAAUUAAAAUACCAGACUGAUCCUCUGCCGUAUUUGGGUCUGCUCCUGGUCCUCCUGAUCAUCAUAUUAUCAGUGAUCCUGCUGAUAUACUGCAAGAAGAGGACCCGUAAACCCAAAGGCCCUCCUGUUCAAACUGAGUAUGCUGACAUCUCAGGGGCCAACCGAGUGUAUGAGGAGAUCAGAGAGGAGAACAGACCGAACACAUCUCCCCAUGUGAACAUUUCUACAGUUUACACUUGUGCCAAAUUUUCUAAACCAAAUGAGGCUGAAACCACAGGCGACUACAGCCUGGUGUCUGCUGCAGGUCCUCCGAACAAAACUGAAGACGACUUGAGUGAACUCCACUACUCUACAGUAGAUUUCCCCAACAAUCCAGCCGCCUCGUACGACAGCGCCCCCCCUGGAGGAGCAAAUAAUGUCGUCUACUCUCUGCCUCGAGUGGAAGCAAGCUCAGAAGACGCUUCACCUCCUCUGUAUUCCACUGUGACUCGACCGUAGCUUUAGCUUUCAUGCUAACAAACCAGCAUUACUCUCUCAGGGAUGGACCGAUGAACAGUUUAGAGUUCAUAGCUUUCUUUGUUCACAACAUAUCUGCACUGUAGCAUAAAAACAAGAGCUUCACAUUAGAGUGGCUUUUACUGCUCCUAUGUUUUUUUUUAAUAUUUAAAGAAUGUAAAGUAUUAGAAAUGUACGUUUAUUUGCUUUAAGUUAAUAAUAUAUAUUUUGAGAUAUUUUAUAUUUAGAUAGGCAAGGCAAGGCAAGGCAGCUUUAUUUGUAUAGCGCAUUUCAUACA